Messenger RNA from Uncinocarpus reesii 1704, 1050 nucleotides. RefSeq lists its product as uncharacterized. Lineage: Eukaryota; Fungi; Ascomycota; Eurotiomycetes; Onygenales; Onygenaceae. Gene Ontology annotation, molecular function: translation initiation factor activity; translation initiation factor binding; metallopeptidase activity. Gene Ontology annotation, cellular component: eukaryotic translation initiation factor 3 complex, eIF3m. The transcript is spliced from 3 exons. The record is from RefSeq and is a predicted model, not a curated record. The coding region runs from base 1 to 1050 and encodes 349 amino acids. Gene Ontology annotation, biological process: translational initiation.
AUGGCUGACACUGGUUCGUUUAUUCACCUGGCACGGCCUCUGGGUCCUGCUGCCGUGGGUGUUGCUCCCACCACUGCCCCUCUCAGCGUCGUGAUACAACCACAAGCCAUCUUCUCCAUUCUCGAUCAUUCCCUCCGUCGCAAUGCUGACCAAGAGCGCGUCAUUGGCACCCUUCUCGGCACUCGAUCAGAAGAUGGCGCCGAAGUCGAAAUCCGCAGCUGCUUCGCUGUCGGCCACACGGAAACCACCGAUCAAGUUGAAGUAGACAUGGAAUAUCAGAAGCAAAUGCUUGCGCUGCACUUGAAAGCCAACCCCAAGGAAGUACUCGUGGGUUGGUAUGCGACAUCGUCCGAAUUGAACACCUUUUCUGCGUUGAUUCAGAAUUUUUACGGUAGCCAGGGGGAGGGAACGUGGCCCCAUCCUGCCGUUCAUCUGACCGUUUCUACUGAGCCCGGGAAGGAUAUCGAAACUAGAGCAUAUAUUUCUGCACCAGUAGGCGUGACUGCUGAGCGAGCCGCUGACAGCGCUGCCUUUAUUCCUGUUCCCUAUGAAAUUCGGUAUAACGAGGCGGAAAGGAAUGGCCUAGAGGCUAUUGCCGCUGCAAGAGACACCGAAGACCGGACGUCUACUUUGUUCACCGAUAUCGAAACCUUGGAGAAGUCGAUUGAAGAGGUCCUCGACAUGAUCGAUAGAGUAUCAAAAUAUGUCGAAUCGGUUAUCGACGAGGAAGCCCCCGCUUCAACCGCCCUUGGCCAAUUCUUACUAAACGCGCUGGCUUUGGCGCCAAAGGUUGAUCCGGCUAAUAUCGAGAGUGACUUCAACAAACACAUUCAAGACGUUUUAGUCGUCUCCUAUCUCGCCAACACUAUUCGUACUCAGAUGGAACUCUCCAACCGACUAGCAACCGCUCAGCUUACUCUUGGAGGUGGCGACAGCGGCGCCAUCAGUGGUGGUGCAGGAGGUGAAGCUGGUGGACAGCGAGGCGGCCAGCGCAACAACCGUCAACGUGGUGGCCAACAACGCAACCAACCCGAGGAAUCGCGAGCCUAG